This is a messenger RNA of Aureobasidium melanogenum CBS 110374, 1104 nucleotides long. RefSeq names its product FAD dependent oxidoreductase. The transcript has 5 exons. The record is from RefSeq and is a predicted model, not a curated record. NCBI's taxonomy places the organism in Eukaryota, Fungi, Ascomycota, Dothideomycetes, Dothideales, Saccotheciaceae. Gene Ontology annotation, molecular function: FAD binding; D-amino-acid oxidase activity. The coding region runs from base 1 to 1104 and encodes 367 amino acids.
AUGGCACCCCAACAUAGAAUUGUCGUCUUGGGAGCUGGAGUAUCUGGUUUGACUGCGGCCUUUAUCUUGUCCAAGAACAAGAACUACAGCAUCACCGUUGCCGCAAAGCAUAUGCCAGGAGACUAUGACAUUGAAUAUGCAUCCCCGUGGGCCGGUGCAAACUAUCUGCCUGUUGGCAAGGAAGGCACUCCAUCGCAAGAAUAUGAGAAGAAUACAUGGCCCGAACUAGCUAGACUCGCCAAGGAGCACCCUGAAGCUGGUAUCCAUUUCCAAGAUACCUUGAUCUAUCGAAGAGAAAAGGACAAAGGUCCUGUCAGUGAGUGGUUUGCAGAACUCAUCCGCGAAGAUGCAUGGUUCAGCAAGGUUGUGCCUAAUUUCAAAGUCCUCAGCAAGGACGAGUUGCCAGAGGGCAUGGACGGUGGUACCUCAUUUACCUCUGUCUGCAUCAACACGGCAAUUUAUCUCCCUUGGCUGGUCUCUCAGUGCCUCAAGAACGGCGUUAUCUUCAAGCGAGGUGUCGUAAAGCAUAUUGCAGAUGCUAAAUCGCUUCAUCAAUCUGGGAAGAAGGCCGACUUGGUAGUCAACUGUACUGGACUUUUCUCACUCUUCAUGGAAGGAGUGCAAGACAAGAACAUGUACCCAGCUCGUGGACAAAUCGUUCUCGUUCGAAACGACCCAGGAUACAUGGCUACCACUUCAGGAACUGACGAUGGCGACGACGAGGCAGUCUAUAUCAUGCAUCGUGCAGCUGGCGGUGGUUGCAUCCUGGGAGGCUGUUUGCAAGCGGAUAAAUGGGACUCUGCAGUGGACCCGAACCUGGCCAUCCGCAUCAUGAAACGUGCAAUUGCUCUGACACCUGAACUCGUACCCGAGGGAAAGGGCAUUGAAGCCUUGGACGUUAUCAGGCACGGUGUAGGAUUGAGACCGAUGCGCAAGGGCGGCAUCAGAACCGAGAAGGAGACAAUCAAGGGCCCAGACGGGAACGCGAUCAAGGUUGUGCACAGCAUUGGUCACGGUGGAUAUGGAUAUCAAACUUCAUGGGGUUGCGCUGCCGCUGUAGUCCAACUUGUUGACGAGUCUUUGAAGGAGAAAGCUCGUUUGUAG